This is a messenger RNA of Octodon degus (degu), 909 nucleotides long. Its product is annotated as putative olfactory receptor 9A1. Gene Ontology annotation, molecular function: G protein-coupled receptor activity; olfactory receptor activity. Gene Ontology annotation, cellular component: membrane. The record is from RefSeq and is a predicted model, not a curated record. Lineage: Eukaryota; Metazoa; Chordata; Mammalia; Rodentia; Octodontidae. Gene Ontology annotation, biological process: G protein-coupled receptor signaling pathway.
AUGUUGGGAAAUUACUCCAGUGCCACUGAAUGUUUUCUUUUAGGUUUCCCUGGUUCCGAAACAUUAUGCUACCUUCUUUUUGCUCCUUUCUUCUUCCUAUACUCAGUGACAAUUAUUCCCAAUAUUGUCAUCAUCAUCACUGUCUGUGCUGAUAAACAUCUUUGGUCCCCUAUGUAUUUCUUCCUCAGUCACCUUUCUGUGCUGGAGAUACUGAUCACAUCUACUGCUGUCCCUUUUAUGCUCCAGGGAUUGCUGCUCCUAAGGACCCAAAUAAUAACUUUGACCUCAUGUUGUGCGCAACUCUAUCUGUACCUCUCUUUUGGAACCUUGGAAUUGGCAUUGAUAGGAGUGAUGGCCAUGGACCAUUAUGUGGCUGUCUGUAAUCCCUUGAGGUACACCAACAUGAACAACCACACCUGUAUCUGUAUGGUAGCUGUGUGAUGGGUGCUUGGAUUCCUUUUUCAAAUCUGGCUGGUCUAUGCCACCUGCAAAUCAAGUCUGUUAGACCAUUUUACUGUGACGUUCAAACUGUCCUGCAAUAACAUUCUUUUCACUGAGUCUAUUUUUUUAUUGGCUGUUUUUGUUAUUGUUGGUUCAGUAAUACCUACAAUUAUCUCAUACACCUACUUUGUCUCUACCAACCUCAAGAUCCCCUCAGCUUCUGGCCGGAGGAAAGCCUUCUCCACCUGUGCCUCCUACUUCAUUUAUGUUGUGAUCAGCUUUGGCAGCUGCUUGUUCCUCUUGAAGCCCAGGCAAAUGCAGGCAGCUGAGUACAACAGGGUGGCAUCACUGCUGGUUUUAGUGGUGACACCUUUCAUAAACCCUUUCAUCUUUACUCUCCAGAAUAACAAAUUCAUAUACUCCUUUCAAGAUACUGUGAAUCAGGGCUAUCAGCUUCUCAAGAAUUAG